Molecule: messenger RNA, 3126 nt
Organism: Linum trigynum
Lineage: Eukaryota; Viridiplantae; Streptophyta; Magnoliopsida; Malpighiales; Linaceae
Source: the annotation of a GenBank genome assembly
AUGUAUGUCUCCACUCACUAUGAUCUUAUAUUGUUUCCUUCUCCUCACAAUAAUGAUCGCGGGUUCCAUGCUUAGUGAGGCACAUGGGAAAGUCAACACUCAUAUUGCAUAUGUCAUAUUAAGCAAUGAGGGUGCUUCCAUACGUGUAUUGUGUUUGAAGCAAAGGUAUGUCAUCAUGAUAUAGACGAUCAAACUCUACAAUAACCAUAAUGAGGCGAACUCAAAGAAAGUGGAAAUGUGUAUAACCAAGAACCGCAAGAUUGAUAUUGGCAUAUGAGAUGUUCGAUUCAUGCAUGGCUUAAUCCGACCAUAUGUUAUGGCUAAUACCCUGACUAAUUUGCUAUGGUUGUAACCGUAUAGAUUUCUCCCUUGAGGAAAUUGAUACAGUUCAACAGAUUGAUGAUCAAUUAUGAAGGAAUGUCGUGCCCAGUCACAUCCAUCCAUAAAAUUGGAUUUGAGGAAUACAUCCUUUGAAGAUAAUCAUCUUAUUUACGUAUGCAAUUGAAUUGACAAUAAACCAAGCAGAGAAAUCGAACAAUAAAAAAAAUUAUAUUUGUCAUUAUGCAAACAAAAUGGCUAUAAUCACCACAUUAUUUCUCCUCUCUCCUCUCUUCUCUCUAGGGUUUCGCUUCGUAGUUGCGAUGGCGGCCUCGUCGUCGGAAUUUGCUCCGACGACGGGCAAAGGAUCGGGGGUCAAUACUUAGGCUCAGCUUAUCGAUGUCCCUCGGGAGAACAGGAUGCAGUUUCGAUCUCCGGAGCGGGUCAAUGAUGGGUUCCGACUUCCCCGAGAGGUGAAGAAGAAGGACGAAGAGCGCUGGCGCGAUUGCCUCAUCGGGCAAUUUGUUGGUGCUCAGCCUAAGGUUGCUCAGCUUCAAUCCUGGGCUACUGCAAUUUGGGGGAGAGAUGGUGUUGUGCGAGUCUCUCGAUUCGGAGAUCGGAUGUAUGUGUUUCAAUUGCCUUCUUCCUCCACAAGUAAGUGGGUGCUCCGCUCAGGGCCGUGGCACUUCCAAGGAAAUCAACUCUACCUCAGGAAAUGGACUCCAGGAAUUCAACCAGUGACUCCAUUGGUUGAAACUCUACCUAUCUGGGUGUCAAUAUGGGGGAUCCCACUGGAAUAUCAUUCAAUUGAGGGAUUGGAGUGGAUAGCGAGUACUGUUGGACCUCCUCUCUGGAUGGAUAAAACAACUAGGGUUGGAGGGAAAUUGGGAUUUGCGAAGGUGUGUGUUGAUCUAUCGGCAGAAUGUGGGUUUCCCUCGAAGGUUUGUCUCUAUCCUGAUGAUGAUCCCUUCUUUGAUGUGAAAAUUGAGUAUCUGAACUUGCCUAGGGUGUGCCCUCAUUGUCAAGUAUAUGGUCAUGACUGCACAACUUUGGCCAACAGCACUAAGAAGUGGGUUGUUAAGGGGACUGCUAAGCAAGCUCAGGCUAAGGACACAAGUGUUGAGUUGGGGGAUGUUGAGAAUGUGCAGAGUGCCUUAGUGGAUAGGACUGUUGCUCAGGUCGAAGAGGUUUCAGAGGAUGUUGUGGCUAGUGAAGUUGUGGCUGAAAUGUCUAAAGAGAAGGAGGCUGUUGUUCGGGAUCUUAAUGGGCGCGCUGCUUCCACUCCUCUGCUUAAUGGGGGUGUUGUUGCUAGUUUUGUUGAGGUUGUCUUGAGAUCAUCAGCUCUGGCUGGGAGUUCUGACCAAUCUAAACAAUUUUCUGCUGGGGUUACUUCACCAGUUGAUGGGAGGGUAUCCCCUCAGAUGACUGCAGCAGCUAAGGAGUCAAACCCGUGGAUCACAGUUGGAAGUUCUAAGAGGAAACCUGCCACACCAAGAGUUGAACAGGUUGGCCCUCAUAAAGGGGGCAGAGCUGGGAAGAAGCAAUGAAAAUCCUUACUUGGAACAUCCGGGGGUUUAAUGACCCGGUUAAGAAUAAAGCUAUUAGAAAGCUACUUAAUAUACAUAGUAUAAACAUAUUAGUUAUACUUGAGCCUAGGGUGAGAGCAAAUAAAGCAGAUGAGUUGAUUAAUGUGAGGUUUCCUGGUAGGGAGUCAAAAGUGGCAAACAACUCUAGUGGGCUGGGCAAGCUAUGGCUGCUCUGGAAGUCAGAUAUCAAGCUUACAGUUCUCCAUACGACUGAUCAGUUCAUCCUUGUGUUGGUGGUUUCAGGUACUCCUUUUUUUCCUUUCUUUGGUCUAUGCAUCAAAUGAUGAAGUGGACAGGAGAGUUCUUUAUAGUGAUUUGGUUAGAUUUCAAGUUCGAUCUGCCCCUUGGGCAGUGCUGGGAGACUUUAAUGCCAUUGGGGAUGUUAGUGAGGCUUCAAAUAUGCCUCAACUCACAAGUAGUAUGACUGAUUUUAGGAAAUGGUAAUAUGACUGUGAGUUAGAAGAACAUAAGUCAUCUGGACCCUGGUUUACAUGGAUUAAUAAGCAGAUGGGAAAUCCAAUAGCGAGGAGAUUGGAUCGGGUUUUUGUGAAUACUAAGUGGUUUGAGGGCUUAUCUUCUAGUACUGUUGAUCUGUUGGAUCCCUCAGUGUCGGAUCAUUGCCCAAUUAUGUUAAACUCUGAUAGUUCAAUUAAAUCUUUGCCAAAACUUUUCAAAUUCUUUAAGUUCUGGAUCAAGCACCCUCGAUUUAUGGACUUAGUAAAGGAAGCAUGGCUGGUGCAUGUAGAUGAUCGCCUUUAGUCCGUGUUUGCAAAAAGCUGAAAAUUCUUAAGGGACUGCCUAAGAAAUUGAAUAAGGAUGAAUAUUCUGACCUUAGUGAAAGGGCUCGAUUGAAGGAGUCUGAACUGUUGAUUGCACAGGCAGAGGCUUUAAAACACCCUUCACCUAACUCUUUUGGUGAGGAGAUUAGACUUGCUAAAGAGGCUAGAGUGUUAAGAGAGUCUGAAGAGUCUUUUUUUCACCAUAAAUCUAGGGAACUAUGGCUCAAAGAGGGAGAUUCGAAUACUCCUUACUUCCAUAACUCAGUCAAGAGUCGACAAAAGCGGAAUAUGAUAAGAUCCUUAAUUGAUGAAGAUGGUCAGAGGGUAACUGAUACAGAUGGUAUGGCUGGGAUAGCAGAGAGAUUCUAUAGGAAACUAUUGGGGGAACGUGAUACUGAAGUUACUCCAGAAGUUGACCAAAUCAAGAAAACUCUGAUCAAAAA